Messenger RNA from Oppiella nova, 671 nucleotides. Lineage: Eukaryota; Metazoa; Arthropoda; Arachnida; Sarcoptiformes; Oppiidae. The record is from the annotation of a GenBank genome assembly.
CAAACACCGGCACAUCAUUGGUGUAAUUGAAGUGACGAUCAAAACAAGAAAAUUGAAAACAAUUUGCAAAUGAAAUGCAAUUGAAUUGAAUUGCAAUGAGUUUUGUGUCCAUAUUUCACAUCCAGAAGCGAUUCCUCAACUAUAGGAUCACUUAUAAGGGACCCUUUGAUUACAAGAGGGACCACACCAAGGCAUACAGAUAUCCAUUUGGUAUCAACAAAGGCGCCAUCGAGGACACCAUCAAUGAGAUCAACCAAAUCAGACAACUGGACCUCAAAGACACGGAUGUCUCGCCUUUCCAUCUGGUCUGGAGGUACAAGACUAUGACUCACAUCCCAUGGCACGAGAAGUAUGUGUUGAGUCACUUGGGAUUACAUCAGAAGGAGUGCCACAUCCGAGUGGUUGUGCCCAACACUCCGCACUUCAAUGGCCUCUUAUGGCGGGUGAAGCACUUGAUUCAGUUGAUGCCCAUCGCCUUCCCCGACGGCAUCCCCACCGAAGAGGACGUGGGAUGUGUCAAACUGAACACAUAUACCGGUGCCCUGUCUGUGAACCCCAGCCAUAAGGUGUCGGCCGAUCGCAUCGAUUUGGCCAAAAGUGAUGACAUAUAUUAUGGCAAAUAUUUGAGAGAGUAUUUGAAGUGGAGUUCCGAUCAAUGGCUCGCAUAUUGA